AUGCCUGAAGAUAGUGUCGAACAGCCGGAAGCCAAAUUACCUACUUGCAAUAUCUGCAACAAGUCCUUUCCCCACAAGAAUUCGCUUCGACAACAUCUUGAACAGGCCAAGCAUGCCUUCACAUCGGAUCCUGGCGAAGAAGUGGCAAAGCGACUCAGAUGCACAAUGUGUACUCGGUCUUUCAAUAAAGAGUAUUGGCUGCGGAAGCAUAUGUGGACCAAGCAUGUCUCGAAGGUUCCGGCUUCUGUUAAACCCGCUGAAGACGCAAAGCCAAGCCCCUCAUCACAAAACCCAGCUGUGGACAGUGAUGUCCCUAUCCAACAAGAGGAUCUGAAGCAGGAGGAUCAAGAUCAAGAUUCUGUGCCGACUGUUUUUAGCUGUCCUGUUUGCAGCAAGACCUUCAAUGGACAAUUCGGACUUGACCAACAUACGGAAGCAAAUCAUAAUUCGAAGCCACAGGAAGGAAGGAUUAAUUGCAAAUUGUGCAGAAAAUCUUUCGUUGAUGGCAGUGCACUUCAGCAACAUCACAGAGACACGCAUAAUCAAAAAGAAAAGACCUCUAAACCUUCGCCACAACGAUUCAAGUGCGAUUUCUGCAAUUCGAUCUUUCACCAUUUCGAUCUACUUGAACAGCAUGUUAUACGCCAUAAUCUUUGGUCGGACGAUGGGCCUGUUGUUAUAUACAAGUGCGACUUUUGCCCGAAGACGUUUUACUCCUAUGAUGAGCUUGAUGAGCAUAUGAGAACCACUUAUCGUUUUAAUUCACCUAAUUCAUGGGAUAGCGAUGGGCAGACUGAUGAGGAGGAAGACUACGAGGAGGACUACGAGGAUAGCGAGGAGAGCGAGGAGGAGAGCGAUGGAGAGGACUACGAUGAGAGCAAUGAGAAUGAAGCUGGGGAAAGCGACGAGGAGAAUAAUGAGGAGAGUGACGAGGAGAACGAUGAAGAGAGCAAUGAGGGCAACGAGGAGAGCGACAAAGAAUCCGUCCCGGAUCUCGUUGAAACAACAGGCAAGACAUCCGGGGAGAAGCUCGCUGCAGAACUUCCUCCACCGCCAUUCAAGUGCCAGGAUUGUGACGAGGCGUUUUACUACACUGCUGCGCUUGGAGAACAUCAGGAAAUGUUCGCUCAUGGCCCUAUGGCAACAAGAGAGAAGAAACCGGAGCCGGUUGCAGAACCCCCUGCACACGAAUUCAAGUGCAGGGACUGCGACGAGGCUUUUCAUCAUUUCAUUAUGCUACUUGAACAUCAAGAGAAGGCCGGGCAUGGUCCUUUGAUGAAGUCAGUCGAGAAGCCAGUCGAGAAGCCAGCCGAAAAGCCAACGAUAGAGGACAAGGCAGGAGAUGCCAGCGUUUCAGUAUACAAAUGCACCGACUGUGGCUGGCUAUAUCGCGAGGUCAACUCGUUCCAGACCCAUUUGGCCUGGAAUCAUGGGCGUCGUUCCACAUACCCCAAUAAACAUCUCACAAAAGUGAGCCCCCAAGAGGCCGAUGCUCCCGCCAAGAAAGUCACGUCAGGAUUCAGAUGCAAGCCAUGCAACGAACCUUUCCGUAACCAGUAUCUACUUGCAACGCACUGGAGGAAAACGCACGAGGACGCCUGGUGGGCAUUAUUCGACAAGUACAACAUCUCGGAUGAAUCCAUCUCGUACUCGGACUUCCAGAACUUUGAUGAUUACAAUGAAGACGACAUGCUGGAUGACCUCAGGCAGAUAAACUCGUGGUCUUCCAAGAAGGAGAACAUGGUCCCCUGCAUCACCUGCUGGAAGAAGUUCAGAACCAGUUCCCAGAUGGUGGAACACGUGGAGAUGCGCGAAUGCCACUCUUAUAUUGCUGCUCACUCUAUCAAAUGGGCUGUUCACAGGAGUGAUCAGAGCGUGGUAUCGGGUUGCUACUCUGAUGGCAAGUUCCAGUGCCCCGAUUGUGAAGCCCGCUUUGACCGCUUGAGUAGCUUGCUUCGUCAUGCGGAGAGAAACGAGUGCCAUGCUGAUGUUGCUCAGGGCCCGAUCAAGGCUUUUAUGAAAGAGAUGAAGUGGCGUAUGAUAGAGGGCGAACUCAUUUAA
Messenger RNA from Fusarium musae, 2061 nucleotides. RefSeq lists its product as uncharacterized. Gene Ontology annotation, cellular component: chromosome. Gene Ontology annotation, molecular function: chromatin insulator sequence binding. The record is from RefSeq and is a predicted model, not a curated record. Lineage: Eukaryota; Fungi; Ascomycota; Sordariomycetes; Hypocreales; Nectriaceae. Bases 1 to 2061 code for a protein of 686 amino acids. Gene Ontology annotation, biological process: regulation of transcription by RNA polymerase II. The transcript has 2 exons.